This is a messenger RNA of Miscanthus lutarioriparius, 1872 nucleotides long. NCBI's taxonomy places the organism in Eukaryota, Viridiplantae, Streptophyta, Magnoliopsida, Poales, Poaceae. The record is from the annotation of a GenBank genome assembly.
AUGGCACCAAAACAGCUGUAUGGUCGCGGCUCCAGCAUUCGUCUUCCUGAUCCAUUCUUCGCCAAAAUCAGCAUGGCUUCUAGGCGACCACCACUUCCUCUUGCUUGGAACAAGUGCCGCAAGGUCAUUUCAAUUUGGAGGAUGCUGAAAUAUAAGCAAGAAGAUGGUUGUGGAGGAGAAAAUAGUGAAAUGUGCAGGGAUCAGGUUGAUCCUUUUGAUGAGGAAUUUGGUGAUACAAAUGAUUCUGGUCAAGGUGUCUGGAGUGAAAUCAGCAAAAGAGCUGCUAUAAAGUUGUCUCGCAAUGUUUUCUCCCUUGCUUCAUUUAAAGGAGGUGUGAUGCUAUGUGCAUGCUCAGGCAUAGUUAUAAGAUGUGAGCCACUCAUCACAACUUUGCUGACUUCAGCAAGUUUGGUCAGAUCUUCUCACGAUGAAAGCAGGAUUGAAGAUGACUUGAGGAUUAGAGUGCGCUCUAAUUACCCAAACUAUAUCAACGGGUGGUUGGGAGACUAUGAUUUGGAUUACAACCUCCUUCUUGUCAAUAUCAAGACCCCCCAUCUUCCCGUGGCACGUCUUGACCACCAAGUGCAACUUACGUCAUGCAGCAAGGUGCUGGCCGUGGGUCGUGUUUACAACUCCAGAAAAUUGAUGGCCACAAGCGGGUUAGUGAAGGACACGACAAGCAUAUUUGAUCAUGAAGAGAUCGCAGCCUCCACUUGUAAAAUCAGUAAGGCUGGUAUUGGAGGGCCCCUUGUUGAUGUUGAUGGGUACUUUCAUGGCAUGAACUUUUAUGGUGCGGAAGAAACACCAUUCCUUCCAAGGAGUAUAAUUCUCAAAUGCUUGAAAGUUUUGGGAUAUUUCGUACUUCUCUGCAGCAAUUAUAACAGAUAUACUAUGUUCUACUGCAGGGAUGACAACGAAGGAAAUGGCUACACAAGCCCCAUAGACCGUUCCCCGCCCCCGUCUUGUGGCUUCUUUUCACAAGCAUUUGUUGAUAUGAUGCAUGAUGAUCUACGCAGCUGGAAUUAUCCCUUGCCAACUACUAUCUGCACUGGCAUGCACCUGGUUAAUUCUUUUGAAGAGAGAUUCUGCAAAUCGCGUGACUAUAGAAGAGACUUCAUGAAUGAACUCAGUGUGGAACUUGCUUCAAAUUUGUCUCAGAAUGUUGUUUCACUUGCUUCAUUCAAAGGGAAAACAAGGUGGUUUGCAUGCUCAGGCAUACUUAUAAAGUACGAUCUACAUACGAGUGUGCUGACGUCAGCAAGUUUGGUCAGGUCUUCGGACGAUGAAAAUGCAGUUGUUGAGAACUUGCAGAUUAAAAUGCACCUUCCAAAUGGACAAUGUGUCGAUGGGACGCUGCAAUACUAUGAUCUACAUUAUAACAUUGCUGUUGUCAACAACAUGGUCUGCUCUGAUUCUCGUGCAGCAAAUCUCUAUCAUCCAAUGGAAACUGAGACUGGUAGAGAGGUGGUAGCUGUGGGGCGUGUUUUCAGUAGUGGCAGAUUAACAGCCACGCGUGGAGUAGUUACUGAUAAACAGAGCAAUUUGGGUUGCGAUGAGCUUAUGAUCUCCACCUGUAAAAUCACUAAGGCUGGGAUUGGAGGGCCCCUUGUUGAUUUCAAUGGUAACUUCCUUGGCAUGAACUUCUGUGGUGAGGAAGGAACCCCAUUCCUGCCUAGAAAUGUAAUUCUUGAAUGCCUCAGGCAAUUUGAGACAAGAGGGAUCAUGGCUGCUGAAAACAUCAAGCGUAGUCCAAGCAGAUGGCCACUGCGCAAACCCUAUUGGGUUUACCCAACCACAGAGGAGCCUGACCCAUGGAAACUUAUAGAAUUACCUCUGAUGACCUUGGACACUUCCGAGUCUGCAAUGCGAUAA